ACCUCCGCCACCUCCCUCCCUUGUCCUCAACUUGCAAUCUCACAAAUUGGUCCUUAGAAAAGGAAUUGUCUUCCUUGUCACUGGGAUUGUGUAGCAUUUGCAUCCAUUCCUCGAAAAGUAACAGCUCGUCAGCACCAAUCGAUCGAUCAAUCAUGGCUCUCUUCCAGGCAAAGGUCAAGAGCGUGCUCUCCGGCGACACCAUCGUCCUGCACAACAUCAACAACCCGAAGCAAGAGCGCACCUUGAGCCUCGCCUUCGUUUCUGCGCCUAGGUUAAGGAGAGAGGGCGAUGAGCCCUUCGCCUUCGAAUCUCGCGACUUCCUGCGCCGUCUCCUUGUCGGAAGGGUCGUACAGUUCAAGGUCCUGUACACCAUUCCCACCGGAGCCAAGCGUGAUUACGGACUGGUUGCUCUCGCCGGCGACGGCCCGCAGGUCCCCGAGCUCGCGCUUGCUGAGGGUUGGGUGAAACUCCGCGACGAUGCCGACCGCAAGGACGAUUCGGAGGCGUCACAACAACUGCUGUCCAAGCUCGAGGCUCUCGAGGCGCGGGCCAAGGCGGACUCGAAGGGCCUGUGGGCUGAGACUGGCGGCCGCAUUGAAACUUCUUUCGACCUUCCGGACGCGCAGGGCUUCUUGAGCCAACACAAGGGCCAGGACCUGGAUGCCAUUGUUGAGAAGGUUCUCAGCGGCGACCGCCUCAUUGCGCGCAUCUUGGUGUCCCCGAACAAGCACAUACAGACGAUGGUCCUCGUUGCCGGUGUCCGCGCCCCUUCGACCAAGCGGAUAAAUCCCUCGGACGGAAAAGAGCAGCCCGCGGAACCCUUCGGCGACGACGCACAGUUCUUCAUCGAAUCGCGCCUUCUCCAGCGGACCGUCAAGCUCUCCCCUCUUGGUGUGAGCCCGCAGAACCAGCUCAUCGCCAGCGUCAAGCACCCCCAGAAGGGCAACGUCGCGCCUUUCCUGCUCGAUGCCGGUCUUGCGAGGUGUGCGGACCAACACGUCACGCUGCUGGGUCAGGAAAUGAGCAAGCUGCGCCUGGCUGAGCGUCAUGCGAAGGAGCAGAGGUUGGGCAUCUACCAGGGCCACGUCGCCGCCAGGCCGAGCGCCGGCAACGAGGUCGAGGUUGUGGUUAGCAGGGUGCAAACUGCCGACACUCUAUACCUGCGCAACAAGAACGGAGUCGAGAAGCGCGUCAACUUGAGCAGCGUCAGGCAGCCCAAGCCUUCGGAUCCCAAGCAGUCACCAUGGGGCGCUGAGGCCAAGGAAUUCCUACGCAAGCGCCUGAUUGGCAAGCACGUCAAGGUUGUCAUUGAUGGCAAGCGCCCCGCCACCGAGGGUUACGACGAGCGCGAGAUGGCCACCGUUACUCUCAACAGCAAGAACAUUGGUCUUCUGUUGGUUGAGAACGGCUACGCAUCGGUCAUCAGGCACCGCGCCGACGACUCUGACCGCAGCCCCAUUUACGACGAUCUACUUCAGGCUGAGGAGCAGGCGCAAGCGGAGAAGAAGGGCAUGUGGUCUCCCAAGGGGCCCUCUACCAAGCAAUACGUGGAUUACUCGGAGAGCCUGGAGAAGGCUAAGAGGCAGCUCACCCUGCUCUCGAGGCAGAAGAAGGUGCCUGCGGUUGUCGACUUCGUCAAGUCUGGCUCUCGUUUCACCGUUCUCGUUCCCCGCGAGAAUGCCAAGCUCACUUUCGUCCUCUCUGGUAUCCGCGCCCCCAGGUCUGCCCGCAACCCCAACGAGAAGAGCGAGCCAUUCGGCCAGGAGGCCCACGAUUUCGCCAACAAGAGGUGCCAGCAGCGUGAUGUGGAGAUUGAUGUCGAGGACCUUGACAAGGUUGGCGGCUUCAUUGGAACUCUUUAUAUCAACCGCGAGAGCUUCGCCAAGCUGCUGGUCGAGGAAGGCCUUGCCUCGGUGCACGCCUACUCCGCCGAGAAGUCUGGCAACGCGAACGAGCUCUUCGCUGCGGAGCAGAGGGCCAAGGAGGGCCGCAAGGGCAUGUGGCAGAACUGGGACCCCUCGCAAGACGAGCAGGAGGAGGAGGCUCCCGUCGAGCAGACCAACGGCAGCAACGGCGCUGCCGUGACCGCCGAGCGCCGCAAGGACUACCGCGAUGUCGUCGUCACCAACGUCGACGAGAACGGCAAGCUGAAGAUCCAGGAGGUCGGAAGCGGCACGAGCGCGCUGACGGAGCUGAUGAACUCGUUCCGGAAGUUCCACCAGAACAGCGCCAACGCCAAGGGCGUCGAGACGGUCAAGGCGGGCGACUUUGUGUCGGCGCGCUUCACCGAGGACGACGAGUGGUACCGCGCCAAGAUCAGGCGCAACGACCGCGAGGCCAAGAAGGUCGAGGUCGUGUACGUCGACUACGGCAACUCGGAGACGAUUCCGUACGGACGGCUGCGGCCGCUGCCGGCGCAGUUCAGUACAUCGACGCUGAAGGCGCAGGCGAUUGACGCGGUGCUCUCGUUCCUGCAAUUCCCGACGUCGGCCGACUACCUACGCGACGCUGUCGACUUCAUUGCGAACGAGACGGCGGGGCGGCAGAUGGUGGCCAACGUGGACAACAUUGCCGACGGCAGCCUGUACGUGACGCUGUUCGACCCGGAAAGCCAGAACCGCGACGAGCACCUCAACGGCGACGUGGUGGCGGGCGGGUACGCCAUGGUGCCGCGGAAGCUGAAGGCGUGGGAGCGCGCGGCGAGCGACGUGCUGGCUGUGCUGAAGGAGCGCGAGGAGGAGGCCAAGGCUGAGCGGAAGGGCAUUUGGGAGUAUGGCGAUUUGACCGAGGAUUAAGCGUGUGUGCGUGUGUGUGUACAUACAUGCUUUGAGAGAGAGGGGGUUGUUGUUGUAGGCUCCCGGUACUAGUAGUGCGUGGUGUGGUGUGGUGGCAAGGGGAUUGGAAAGCGGUUGCCUCGUUGUGUUGUUGAUCUUCUUAGCUCUACUUAUUCCCGCCGACGACGAUGAAGGCGGCGACGCGAAGGUGGUGUGUGGCAAUCGAUGCUCGAUGCUCGAUGGUUGAUUGAUAGGGAAGAAGAAAGCCUGUUUUGGCUUGUUUUUUUUUUUUUUUUUUUUUUUUUUUUUUUUUUUUUUUUUUUUUUUUUUUUUUUUUUUUUUUUUUUUUUUU
Molecule: messenger RNA, 3126 nt
Organism: Aplosporella prunicola CBS 121167
Lineage: Eukaryota; Fungi; Ascomycota; Dothideomycetes; Botryosphaeriales; Aplosporellaceae
Exons: 4
Coding region: 153-2795 (880 amino acids)
Biological process (GO): regulatory ncRNA-mediated gene silencing; mRNA catabolic process
Cellular component (GO): RISC complex; nucleus; cytosol
Molecular function (GO): nuclease activity; RNA binding
Source: RefSeq, a predicted model, not a curated record